ACCCCUCCUCCCCUUCACCCAGCCCGGGGCCGGGAACGAACGAGCGCGCCGGCGUGAGCGGCGGCUGGCGAGGGCUGCGGGGUAAGGGGAAUCGCCGCCGCGAUGCCGGAGUUCCUGGAAGACCCCUCGGUCCUGACGAAAGAGAAGUUGAAGAGUGAGUUGGUGGCCAACAAUGUGACGCUGCCGGCCGGGGAGCAGCGCAAAGACGUGUACGUGCAGCUCUACCUGCAGCACCUCACGGCGCGCAACCGGCCGCCGCACGCCGCCAACAGCAAGGGGCCCCCGGACUUCUCCAGCGACGAGGAACGCGAGCCCACCCCGGUGCUGGGCUCCGGGGCCGCCGUGGGCCGCAGCCGCGCCGCCGCCGGCAGGAAAGCCACAAAGAAAACUGAUAAACCCCGACUAGAAGAUAAAGAUGAUCUGGAUGUGACAGAACUCACUAAUGAAGAUCUUCUGGAUCAGCUUGUGAAAUAUGGAGUGAAUCCUGGUCCUAUUGUGGGAACAACCAGAAAACUGUAUGAGAAAAAGCUGUUGAAAUUAAGGGAGCAAGGAACAGAAUCAAGAUCAUCCACUCCUCUCCCAGCAAUUUCAUCUUCAGCAGAAAAUACGAGGCAGAAUGGAAGUAAUGACUCAGACAGAUACAGUGACAAUGAUGAAGGAAAGAAGAAAGAACACAAGAAAGCGAAGUCCACUAGGGAUUUUGUUCCUUUUUCUGAACAUCCAACUACUCCCUGUGGUGGAUUUUUUCAGGGUAUUUCUUUUCCUGAAAUCUCCACCCGUCCUCCUCUGGGCAGGACUGAACUACAGGCAGCUAAGAAAAUACACACUUCUAAGGGAGACCCACCUAGGGAUCAUUUUAUGGCCACAGCCUUGCCUGGCAGGGACCAUUUACAGAAUUUAGCUUCAGAAGGGAAUUUGUGUGUUUCCUCCAGGUCUAGCCGUGAUAGAGGUUUAGAGAAAAGUUCUUCAGCAUCUCAGCAUGAACUCGCUGCUAGGUUGGUAUCUGCUACAGCCUCUCCUUCAGUGAUUAAAGAAACCACCACUUCUUGUUAUAAAGACAUAGUAGAACAUAUUUUUCAUGGAGAGAAAAGGGGAGUUCAGCCAUUAUGUACUGAGACAUCCCAUGUUUCAGAAUCUGAGCGAUCUCAAGUAGUUUCUCCACCGCUUGCUCAGGCGAUUAGAGAUUAUGUUAAUUCUCUGUUGGUCCAGGGUGGGAUUGGGAGUUUGCCUGGGACUUCUAACUCUGACCCCCCACUGGAUUUAGAAACCACACGUAAGAGAAUUAAUCUAUCUCAUUUUCAAGAAACUGAAUCUCUGUCUUCGCCAAAAAAAUUUCCAAGACUUAGUGAGAAGUCAGUAGAGGAACAGAAUUCAGGUUCCUUUAUGAGAUUUCCAGAUAUAUCCAGAUCUGAAUUGAUGUCUCCCUUUGCCAAAGCUGUGGUCUCUCACUCACUUGCCACCCUAGGCAUAGAAAUGUCUAAGCAAUCACAGCAUGAUAAUGUAGAUGAGCCAGAGCCAUCUUUUCCCUUCCACAAAUCUAUUUUAAAAGUAAUUGAAGAAGAGUGGCAUCAGAUUGAUAAGCAGCUGCCUUCACUGGCAUGCAAGUAUCCAGUUUCUUCCACCGAGGCACCACGAAUACUCUCAGUUCCAAAAGUAGAUGAUGAAGUCCUGGGGCUAAUUUCUGAAGCUACUGCAUCAUCUAGUAUUCAGGCAGCUUCCACUGACUCUUGUGAUAAACAGUUGGACUUAGCACUUGGGAGAGCAUAUGAAGCGGCAGCAGCAUCAUUACAAGUUGCAACCCAUACUGCCUUUGUAGUUCGAGCUAUGCAGGCAGACAUUAGUCAGGCUGUACAGAUUCUGAGUUCUGAACCUAGUAAUGUGUAUCAGGCACAAGAGAUUCUGAGGAGAACGUAUGAUGCAGCCUCAUUUCUUUGUGAAGCUGCAUUUGAUGAAGUAAAGAUGGCUGCCCGUACCAUGGGAUCUUCUACUGUAGGUCGUAGGUAUCUCUGGCUGAAGGAUUGCAAAAUUAGUCCAGCUUCUAAGAAUAAGCUGACUUCUUCUCCCUUUAAGGGUGGAACUUUAUUUGGCGGAGAAGUAUCUAAAGUGAUUAAAAGACGUGGGAAAAAAUACUAAAGAAUAGUGACAUUAUGGGGAAUUUCUCUAAGAAUUUUACUAAUUUCUGUGCCCUAAUCUCUUUAGUCACCUGAUUGGGCUACUUUCAGAGCUUUAAGCUUUUACCCAUCAAUUUAUAUUGUAAAAAGUAAUUCCCUGCAUAGAAACUUGUUUUGGGGGCCACAUCUGGCAGUGCUCAGGGGACCAUCCAGAGCUAGGGAUCAAAUCUAAGUCUCCUGCACAGAAAGCUUGCACUUCAACACUUUGAAUUGGUAGCCCAGCUUAUCUUUUUUAAAGUUGUAUAGAGUCAGAAACAAUUUGAAACUUGUAGAUUUUUUUUUAAGUGAGGGUAGGUAGGUUUUAUUUUAAAAUAGGAGAAAAGGGGGAAAUGUAUUCAAGAGAGAACACAGGCAACAGAGAAACAGAAGAGGCAAGCAAGAUGGGUUUGAGGGAGAAUAGAUCACAUUUCUUUGAAAUAGUUGACUCUGCUAUUUAUGCUUUUAUAUCUACUCAAAAUAAGAACAUUCUAUCAACUUAAGAAUGAAUAGAUUUCACUAUUUAAUGGUACUAUCACUUUCUAGAAGUUGUCCGCAUUUCUUAAUUUUUCAGUUUUGUUUCUAGUUAUGCCUGCAAUACGAUUCAUAAUAUUAUAGAUAAGUAUCACUAACCAUACUAGUCACAGAUUGAUAAUAGUUAUUUGGCAAGAUAAGCACAUUAAAAUUUCAAAUACACAUAGAGUUUUUUGAUUAAUUACAGGGGGCUUUUUUUUUGUAAUAAAAUUAUAUUGAUAGAGAAAACUACUUAUUUGCAUUCUGGUGCAGGGGCUUUAUUUCUUCAUGAACUAGUAACAAAUAGUUCAUUAACUGCACUUUAAUAUUCUAGGAUUGUGCAUUCUUACCAUCAUUAGUUCAUCAGGUAAACUGAACACUAAAAGCAGUCUAGCAUUUUUUGUUGUUUAGUAUUUUCAAAGUAUAUUGUAGUUCAUGGAUGAGUAUGCUAAGCUUAACAAUCCUAAGCUUUUAACGUGAAUUUUAGUUGCUAUUUUUUUUUUAGAAGUCAUUAAAAAACCAUACUUUUAUUAUCAUGUCUAUGUCAGUAUAAAAGCAGUAUGUUAACCUGUUUCUAUGGAUGUAAGACCAGAGAGUCUAAUUAUAGAGGAAUUUGCUAAAUCAAAUUACUUUUUGUUUUUAUGGGCAGUUGGUACUAUUAAGUAUAAGCAAAACAGUGGUACUUCUAGCCACCAUUACUAUACACUCUGUGUUUCUCUUCAGCUUUCUGGGAGCAAUUUUAAUUUGUUAUAUGUCUUCCGAAUUGUACAUGUAUACAUGUACCUACUAAGUGCUAUGUUUUUUUAAAUGUAUUUCUGUAGAAUGCUUCUGCAAAUUCAAUAAAGUUGUGAAAUUUGAA
Sorex fumeus (smoky shrew) is the source of this 3519-nucleotide messenger RNA. It is a transcript of the gene TMPO, whose product is annotated as thymopoietin. Gene Ontology annotation, molecular function: DNA binding. NCBI's taxonomy places the organism in Eukaryota, Metazoa, Chordata, Mammalia, Eulipotyphla, Soricidae. The coding region runs from base 103 to 2133 and encodes 676 amino acids. The record is from RefSeq and is a predicted model, not a curated record. The transcript is spliced from 4 exons.